UAUUCACUUCUAAAAGAGAAUUAAAAUGGCGCUUAGUCCCGGAGAUCCCAGUUCCUAUGCCCGACCGGAUCAUGUGAAAACUACUCAUAUUCAUUUAGAUUGGGAUUUGGAUUUUGACAAGAAGAUUCUUUCUGGUGAAUGCAUUCUGUCCAUGGAGAAAGUGGAUAAUGGAGUGAGCUGUGUACUACUGGACUGUAGAACUAUAUCAGUAUCUAGUGUCAUCUAUGAACCAACAGGGGAGAAUUUGACUUUCAAGAUUGACGGCGAGACUAGUUUUGGUUCCAGGAUGGAGAUUCAGCUCCCCUCAGGCUCUGAAAAAACUUUUAAGCUGAUCCUGAAGUACUCCACCAGUCCUGAGUGUUCAGCGCUGCAGUGGUUGUCCAAGGAGCAGACUGCUGGAGGUACUCAGCCCUAUGUAUUCUCUCAAUGUCAGGCCAUUCAUGCCAGAUCCAUGCUGCCUUGUCAGGAUACGCCUUCAGUUAAAGCUAGUUACUCUGCUAGUGUUACAGCACCUCUAGGGAUCACUGUUCUUAUGUCUGGGAUCAGGAAAUCUGAUGAAACUGCUGAGAUUUGGAAUGGAAAAAAGAAGUUUAAGUUUGAGCAGCCAAUACCUGUUCAAUCCUACCUUAUUGCCAUAGCUGCUGGAGCCAUUGUUUCUAAGAAGAUUGGACCAAGAUCCCAUGUUUGGGCUGAGGAGGCCUUUAUUGAGAAAGCUGCAUUUGAUUUCGCAGAUACAGAGGCCAUGCUGAAGACAGCAGAGGAUCUAUGUGGUCCAUAUGUUUGGGGAGAAUAUGAUAUUCUGAUUCUUCCUCCUUCCUUUCCCUUUGGCGGGAUGGAAAACCCAUGCCUCACCUUUGCUACCCCGUCUUUGCUCUCUGGGGAUAAAUCUAAUGCUGAUGUCAUAGCUCAUGAGAUUGCUCAUUCCUGGACCGGAAAUCUUGUGACCAACUGCAAUUUUGAGCACUUCUGGCUUAAUGAGGGUUUCACAGUAUUUGUGGAAAGAAAGAUACUGGGUCGUCUGCAUGGAGAACCCUAUCGACACCUUAGUGGCAUUUUAAGAUGGAAGCAACUAGAUGAAUGUGUUAAUGAGACAUUUGGUCCUGAAAGUCCAUUCACAAAGCUUGUUGUGGACCUGAAGGGAAUUGACCCUGAUGAUGCUUUCUCAGUUAUCCCGUAUGAGAAGGGAGCUACAUUCUUGUGGUAUCUAGAAGAGCUGGUGGGAGGAGCUGAUCAGUUUGAACCAUUCCUUCGUGCAUAUUUUGAGAAGUUUAAACCUAAAUCUAUCUCUACAGAUGACUUCAAGGAGUUUUUCAUUGAGUACUUCUCUAACGUUGAAGCUAUCAAGGAUAUUGAUUGGGCCACCUGGUUGUAUGUCUCAGGAAUGCCACCAUACAAGCCUAAGUUUGAUGAGAGCCUGGUUCUUGAGUGCUAUAGUUUAGCUGAGAACUGGAGAAACUGGAAUCCUGACUAUCCCUGUACCUUCACAGGGUCAGAAAUCAAAUCAUUCUCUAGUGCUCAGAUCAGGGAGUUCCUGAACAGUCUAUUAGUUGGAUCUGCCCUACUCCCUGCUGUAGUGGAGAAAAUGGAGAACCUCUAUAAACUUUCUGAGAGUUGUAACAUGGAGAUUCUGUUCUCCUGGAUUAGGGUUGGGAUUGCAGCAAGGUGGGAAGCAGCAGUUCCACUAGCAGUCAAGUUGGUUACAGACAUUGGAAGGAUGAAGUUUUUAAGACCACUGUAUCGUGAUCUGUAUGCCUGGGAGGCUAAGCGUCAGGUUGCACUGGAUACAUAUACAGCAAAUAAGAACCAGAUGAUAGCAGUGUGCAGGGAUAUGCUUGCCAAGGACCUACAUAUUUCACAAUGACCUCUACAAUCAUCUAAUGUAGUUUGACACAGGAAACUUGUGUUUAAAUUUCUAAUAGUGUUUGAACAUCAUGAACCAGUGAUUUUUAUCUGAUUUUGAAAGUUUUUAACCUAUAAGUUUAUAAAGUGUAAAUUAAAUUUUUUUACAGUUUGCAUUUUAAUACUAUUAGAUCAUGUUUGUGAUCCAAGGUCAAAUUGAUAAAUUUCAAAAUUUGUUGCUGAAAGUUUGAACUAUUUAGAGUAUUAUGGUAAAUAGUAUUUUAGAAAUCAGUGCAUAAUGCCAAUAGUAAUUCAAAUUUUUUUAAACAAGAUGUUUUUUGUCCCCAGGUCAUAAUUGGGUUGUUCCAAUAAAAAAUCUUGGAAUUUUUCUAUUGGUAAAGUUUGGUGGUGUUUUGGGUUUAUAUUGAUCUACCAGGGGUUUGUAAUCUGGCAUCACAUUCAUCUAUCCACACUUCAUUCAUACUGAAAAUAGGGUUGACAUGAUUCCAGCUGCCUAAGGGCUUCUUAGACCUGAGAAUAGUAGAUUGCAGGACAGGAACAUCACACUUAUUGCUCCUAGUCAUUUGUAAGCCCAGAUUGGAUACCUCCUGGUACUUAUAGCUGGCAACCAUAGACUUUCCCUGCUUGUCCACUUUUCCUCUCUUCAAUAUCAUUCACUUGGAUCAUUCCACUGAACGCUUCUUUCUUGUUAAGAAGAAAGCACUCAUUCUUUCCCUGCGAGAGUUGUUGACAGCCACCCCUUGUGUCCUACAUCCGUCACGUGGUCAUAACUGCUUAAACAGAUGUUGGCUUCAGAUGUUUUUUAAGCCACAGGUUUGUGUGGAGUUCGGGAAUCAAACCCGUGAACACCAGUUUGGACAGUAAUCCAGUUACUGCCUGUAGACAAGUGGGCUAACAAGAACUGGCGUCACACACUCCCCACCCCACUACAAUUGAAAUUAUUCAACACAUAAUUAAAUUUUUGUAAUCUUAAAGCUUUAAACUUUUUUUCAGA
Molecule: messenger RNA, 2854 nt
Organism: Eurytemora carolleeae
Lineage: Eukaryota; Metazoa; Arthropoda; Copepoda; Calanoida; Temoridae
Product: leukotriene A-4 hydrolase
Exons: 21
Coding region: 26-1861 (611 amino acids)
Biological process (GO): proteolysis; peptide catabolic process
Cellular component (GO): cytosol
Molecular function (GO): epoxide hydrolase activity; metallopeptidase activity; zinc ion binding
Source: RefSeq, a predicted model, not a curated record